Molecule: messenger RNA, 573 nt
Organism: Ceraceosorus guamensis
Lineage: Eukaryota; Fungi; Basidiomycota; Exobasidiomycetes; Ceraceosorales; Ceraceosoraceae
Product: RNA-binding domain-containing protein
Exons: 3
Biological process (GO): regulation of mRNA stability involved in response to oxidative stress
Cellular component (GO): nucleus; post-mRNA release spliceosomal complex; cytoplasm
Molecular function (GO): mRNA binding
Source: RefSeq, a predicted model, not a curated record
UUACCCUACAGGGUGCGAUGGCAAGACUUGAAGGAUCUCAUCCGCAAGGCAGGCACUGUGCUUAGGGCAGACGUUUCCCUCACACCGGACAACCGAUCCCGUGGCUACGGCACGGUGCUGUUGGCGACUGAGGAGGAUGCGCUGCGAGCAGUGAAUAUGUUCCAAGGAUUUAGCUGGCAGGGCCGGACGCUUGAGGUGCGCAUAGAUCGAUCUGGAACGCUGCUCUUGCCGACUACUCCUAUUGGGGAGGAAGGCAGCGGGCAGAGUGCUUUGCUUGAUGUUCCGAACCCUUCGAUGAGCCUGUCUCAAGGUGAUUCUUCGCAUGGUCUCAGCAACUCAGCACCCCUCUUGUUCGUCGGCAACUUGCCCUUCCACUGCCAAUGGCAGGAUUUGAAGGAUCUCUUCAGAGCUGCAGGAAACAUACAAAGGGCAGACGUUGCGCUAACACCGGAAGGACGCAGUCGAGGUUUCGGCACGGUGCUGUUUUCAAGUCCGGAUGACGCUCAGAACGCAGUUCGGAUUUAUCAUGGGUACGAGUACAGUGGACGGACCCUCAAAGUCCACUUUGAUCGA